AAUCAAUUUUAUUGCUAUAUAACUUUCACCAUGCACAAGAAGACAUCUUUGGAAUUGCGCAAAGAAAAUCGAGAGUUUCAGAAUUAUCAAAAUGAGAUCAAUGAUCGUUUAGGUAUUGAUAGUUUUCUAGUACAACCCAUACAAAGACUGACCCGAUAUCCCCUACUAUUACAGCAGUUAAUAAAUGAAUUCUAUAGUGGUAUUAAUUGUAAGCCCGUCUUGUCUUCAUUGUGUAAAUUAGAGACACGCAUGCGCCGUUGUUUGGAGGUGGUCAAUCAAUCGGAAGAGAUACACUGUAUAGAGGAAAUACCUCCUGAGCCUCCAUCUCGAACACUGGGUUCCUUUAGACUCACCGAAUUCGAUGCCUAUAACCAUAGAUCACGUAAAAAAUUCCACUCCAAAGUUUUCCUCUUCGAUCAGUGCCUUCUAUGCACCGAAGUGCGUAAACGUCGUUUAGCCUUUAAGCAUUCGUAUACUUGGGAUACAAUAGAAUUAAAGCUUAAUACCUCUAAGAAUAUAACUCUAUUAACGAAAGCUGCCUCUUCGUCGGGCAGUUCGAAUACACAUAGUUCCGUUAAGGAGGAAUAUGAAUUCUCCUCACCCGAAGCCAUUUCAAUAAAUCAAUGGCUGCGUUGCGCUCGCCGCAUUAUUGAGCAUUCUCGCAUCGAAGAGUCUCAGAAGGGUAAACUGGUAUUGCCCAUGGAUUUGGUUUUGGGUGUGAUAUUUGCCAUUUGGUUUAUUUGGCACUAUUUGUGAGAGUGUCGUCGUCGUGUGUUUAUUUAAUGUGUAAUUAUAUUUAUUUAUUUUUUUAUUUAUCAUUUGAGUUUUAUUUUAUUUUAUUGCAA
This is a messenger RNA of Lucilia sericata (common green bottle fly), 845 nucleotides long. RefSeq names its product pleckstrin homology domain-containing family G member 3-like. Lineage: Eukaryota; Metazoa; Arthropoda; Insecta; Diptera; Calliphoridae. Gene Ontology annotation, cellular component: cytoplasm. Gene Ontology annotation, molecular function: guanyl-nucleotide exchange factor activity. The record is from RefSeq and is a predicted model, not a curated record. Gene Ontology annotation, biological process: axon guidance.